Messenger RNA from Syngnathus typhle (broad-nosed pipefish), 2687 nucleotides. RefSeq names its product gastrula zinc finger protein XlCGF17.1-like. Gene Ontology annotation, molecular function: RNA polymerase II cis-regulatory region sequence-specific DNA binding; DNA-binding transcription factor activity, RNA polymerase II-specific. The transcript is spliced from 2 exons. Bases 136 to 1287 code for a protein of 383 amino acids. Gene Ontology annotation, biological process: regulation of transcription by RNA polymerase II. The record is from RefSeq and is a predicted model, not a curated record. NCBI's taxonomy places the organism in Eukaryota, Metazoa, Chordata, Actinopteri, Syngnathiformes, Syngnathidae.
AAUAACAUCAUCAUCACGUGGUAGAAAGUAAAUCGACGACAAUGGUUGAAACUUAUGUGGGGGAAUCGUUAACCUUUGCUACACUACAACCGCAACGAGGAAAGAGACAUCAGUGAAGCUAUUCGUCCUAAGCAGAUGGACCCAGAGCGCACUCGCAUUAAAGAGGAAGAUGUGGCCAAAGAGGUCCAUCACUUCAAUGAACAAAUGGAGCAGAAGUUUCUUUGCACCAUAAAAGAGGAGGAAGAGCCGGAGCAGCCUUGGAAUAAAGAGGAAGGAGAAGACUCCUGCGACAUUAAAAAGGAAGAAGAGGAGGAUGCCUGGAAGAUACCAUUGACUGGCGUUCCUGUGAAGAGUUUAGAUGAGGGUCAACAUGAGGUGAGCAAAGGGGCGGAGCCUCCAAGCUGCAGCUCAAGUCAACAAAUGACUAGAGAGGGUGAUGGAGACCACUGUGGAGGAUCACAAGCAGCUCCACCAUCAGAUAGUGAUGACGUGUCGUCACAUGUUCCUGCUGCUGCUUCUGAUGAUGAGUCUCAAAACAAACACAGGCAAUGUUCUCAGGUUGGGAAAUGUGCUAAUAAUAGUGUUUUGAAACAACACAUGAAAAUGGGCACAAAAAAGAAAAACUUUUCCUGUUCAACUUGUGGCCAAAAAUUCAGUCAGAGGGGAGAUUUAACUAUGCACACAAGAAUCCACACUGGCGAGAAACCUUUUUCAUGCUCAGUUUGUGGCCAAAUAUUCUCUCGUAAAUUUAUCUUAAAAACGCACACAAGAAUCCACACUGGUGAGAAAUCUUUUUCCUGCUCAGUUUGUGGCCAAAGAUUCGCUCAGCAGGGAACCUUAAGAAAACAUACAAGAACCCACACUUGUGAGAAACCUUUUUCAUGCUCGGUUUGUGGCAGAAAAUUCUCUCGUCAGGAUACCUUAAAAACGCACACAAGAAUCCAUACUGGGGAGAAGUCUUUUUCCUGCUCACUUUGUGGCCAAAGAUUUUCAGCGAAGAGAAACUUAAAAAAACAUACAAGAAUCCACACUGGUGAGAAACCUUUUUCAUGCUCACUUUGUGGCCAAAGAUUUUCAGUGAAGGAAAACUUAAAAAAACAUACAAGAACCCACACUGGUGAGAAACCUUUUUCAUGCUCACUUUGUGGCCAAAAAUUCUCUCGUCAGGAAACCUUAAAAAAACAUACAAGAACCCACACUGGUGAGAAACCUUUUUCCUGCUCAGUUUGUGGCCGAAAAUUCGUUCUCAGGUUAAGCUUAAUCAGGCACACAGUAGCCCACACCUAACCCUGUGGCCUGCUCAGUCACUUGGCAAAGAGUCUCUAUUGAAAAUUCUGAGUGUCUUGGGGAGAUGAGCAAAGAUCCAUGACGUUCUCACCUUCUAUUUGAGGAGACUCUGAGUUGAUGCAUCGAUGAUAAUUCUAUUCUAGUAUGUACCUUUUGAUUGAGAUGCUGAACUCCUUUCCUUUACUACAGUGAGAAGUUCAUAUUUUCGUUUUAGUACUGUUUUUAAUGUUUUGGUUGCCCUGGUUACAGAGGCGUUGCUACACUAAAGGGAGGGGAGAUAGUGUCUGUAGCAACGCUGAUUAGCUAAGGAAUGUGGUGUGAAUUAGCACUUCAUUGUCAUGGCUGACAGGGAUCAAAAGACAUCCCUGCCGUUAAAGAGGAAGAACCUAAACAAAAGGAAAUGUAAAAUAUAAAGACAAGGCCUCCAGGUCAAGGCUUCACUUAAAUUAUUCCAACAAUACUUGAUGUUUAUUUUGGUUUUAGUUGUGGUUUUAAUUGCAAUUAGUUUUAAUUCAUAUUCAGCGCAAGUUGCUUCGUUUUUUUAGUGUCUGGGGAGGGUUUUGUUUUGUUCAGCUGUUCAUGUUCAUGUGGAUCAAUAAAAUGAAGAAAAAAAAAUAGGGUUGGACAUCCCCCAUUUUUCUUUAACUGUUUUUGUUGUUGUUGUUACUUUACCUUGCUAAUAACACUUUAAAUUGUUCUUGAGAUGCCUUAAGACAUUUUAUCAAAGAGUUGUUUACUUCACAGUAUUCUUAUUGGAGUCUCAAACUCAUAUGCUGCUACUUGACCUUUUGGCUAAGAUCAUGUGUAGUAUCUGUUCUGUCAAUGUUUUGGCUAGGAAGGCGAUCGCCUCUACUGAGUCGCAAGUUCUCAGCCUGAAGUGGCAGUGAACUUGGCUCACUUUGUGGAGGAAAUAGUGACUUAGUAGGUAUUGUGUUAUAAAUAACCUCAUAAUUUUGUUACAGAAUCUACUGUGGUAAAUUACUAUAAUUUACUUUUGUGUCAUUUAAUAGUUGUUUAGUUUUAUUCAAGUGUUUCUUUCCUUUUGUGUUUCUUUUCCUUUUGUGGUGCUUCCGCUAUGGCGGCUCCCCAUGCCCAUGAUAGUUUUGGGAGAAAACCGAGAAAGUCCCAUCUCUGUGGGGAAACUGAUCAUCUCUACAGAAAUUGUCCAAAGUAUUUUGCCAACAAACUGAAGGCCGGUAGAGAAAUGACACAGGUGAAGGAAAAUGAAGCGAACAAACAUUUUGGAAAUUCAAAUUUUCCUCCAAGCUCUGUGAUUGGUGGAGAGGAAACGUAGUGAUGUGCAUUCUUAUUCUUAAGUGAACUGAAUAUUUAGAAUCAGUUGUCUCAAAAGAUUUGUUCAAACGAAUUGUUCACUGAAAAGAUUUGUUCUUUUGAACGAU